UCAGCUGCGAAGUUGUGCAACAGUCUGUUCUGAAUUGAAUGAUGUGCUGUGAGCAGUUGCUAUACACAAAGGCAACUAAAAUUGCUUGUUGCUUUUCCAAAGAAAGUGCAUCUUUCAAAUUCAAAGUUUUAGCAUAAGUGGACCAUGGAAAACUCGGGCAGGCCUUACCGGGGUAGGCAAGGUGGCUGGGAGAGGGGAGCAGGAGCAGAGAGGGGAGAAACCUGGAGGAGCCAGGACCAGGGUCGAGGACAGAACUACAGAUCAGAGGGAGGUCAGCAGGGCAAGAACCAGGGAGGGCCCUACCGGGCCAGUCCCAAGAAGGGAGGAAUGGGACCCCUGAGCUACUCCCCUGGUGGAUUCAGAGGUGGGCACAGCCCCUCGCAGAAGGAUGACCCUCGGUGGUUCUCAGGUCCUGAGAACAGUGGUGGGACACGAGAGGAUAACUGGAGAGAGCGCUCACAGCAGCACUGGAGGAGGAGUACCCAAGGAGAAGGUCCAAAGGAGGACAGGGAGCAGGGGGCGAGAGAAGACACUGAUGGUAAUGCUAAUAAAUCAGGGAGAAGACGGAGAAACAGAAACAAGAAUAGAGCUUAUGCUGAAGAGAACAGGGGCCCUCUGAUUGACGAGUCCACACUCUCAGCCAAAGAGCUGCAGAACCUUCGGCAGGCAGAGACGCGGCUCAACAAAGAUGACAUCUACAGCCUGAAGAAGAGGUCCCACAGUAACCCUGGUGCACUUUACACCUGCACUCUGUGUGAUGUUCUGCUGGAGUCUGUGUCUGACGCUUACAGACAUAUCAGAGACAAACGGCACAAGAAGAGGGCCAAGGAGAGGCAAGAGCAGGUGAUGCUGACUGAGAUUAUGCCUCCUGGUCCAGAGCAGAUCAGUGCAGUGAGUGAUGCACUAGAGGCUGUUGUCCGGGAACAUGGGAUGAGUGAUCAGGAUGUUGAGACAAGACAAUUUGUUGUCUCCAUGAUGCAAGACCUCCUUCUUUCCGUCCUGCCUGAGAUCAGGCUCAGGCUAUAUGGAUCAUCUUGCACCAAGUUUGGAUUUAAGGAUUCUGAUGUUAACAUUGACAUUCAGUAUCCUCCUCACAUGCAUCAGCCAGACGUCUUGUUGUUGGUGAAGGAGAGCCUCUCUGUGAGCCCUAUUUUUGUUAAUAUGGAAGCUGAUUUUCAUGCCAGGGUACCUGUGGUUAUGUGCAAAGAGAAAAAGAGUGGUCUGAUGUGCAAAGUGAGCGCAGGUAAUGAAAACGCCUUCCAAACCACCUCCUAUCUUUCUGCUCUAUCCAGUCGGGAGCAACUCCUCCUCCCACUGGUAUUGGGACUGAGACACUGGGCCAAGAUCUGUGAGAUCGACCGUGCAGAAGAAGGCGGGCUGCCGCCAUAUGUCUUCGCCCUCAUGGUUAUAUACUUCUUACAGCAGCGCAAAGAGUUCCUGUUGCCUACCUACCUUAAACAAGAGAUUAAGGGGUUUUCACUCAGCAGGCUGUCAGACUUCAAUCUCACACAUACAGAGGAUGGACAUUUACACUGGGCUUACACCCCUCCCUCUAAAGAACAGCCAACAGAGGGCUCCUGUGUAAAGGGAAAGGUUCCGCUGGUGCUUCAGAGCCCUCACCCGCCGGUGGAAGUUGGUCUUCUCUGGGUGGAAAUGCUUCGCUUCUACUCGCUGGAGUUCAACUUGGCUGACAAUGUGAUCAGUGUGCGUACCAGUCCUGUCCUCUCCCGAGAGAUGAAAGACUGGCCAAAGAAACGCAUCGCUGUGGAGGACCCGUUUGCUGUGAAGAGAAAUGUGGCCCGCACAGUGAACAGCCAGCAAAUGUACGAGUACAUCCUCCACUGCCUCAAAAACACGUACAAGUACUUUGCACUGCCACUCAACACGUCAGCUGCUAAUCACAAGAUAAAGGCACAGCGUGGACCCAGUCAGGGGGCAAACGCAGAGGCUUUAAAUGAAUCCGAUAUCGUAUCAGAUUUCAGUGAGCUCAACAUUCAGUCACAACAUGCAAAUCAACCUAAAGCUGUGGAAAAUGGCCCUGAAGACUCUGAUUGCAUUAUUGAGGAAGAGGAGGAAGUUGAAGAAUAUAGCGACUCGGAUGAAGAACGAGAGAAGGAAAAAGUCGACCUGGCCAAAAGCAGUCUCUCUGAGGACGAGGAGGAUGAGGAUAUUGAUGUGGACACGCAUAACAGGCAUCACUUGGACAGCUUCACCACAGAGGACGAGGACAUUUUCCCAGUGGACGAGAUCUCAGGGGAGGAGCUUUUGUCUGAUGAGGAGGGUCCAGACUUGGACACACCUGGUUCAAUGGAUGAGGAGGAAGAAGAAGAGAUGGAGUUGGCACCUGUGAGUCUCUCACCUGCAACUUUAUUAGAGGAUACAGUUAAGGAUCCGAGCCUGGAAAAUAAAAAACAACAGCAGAAGAAACGGUCCUAUGUCUUCACCCGGCAAGCUUUCACCAGAGGCAAGUCACACAUGGUCGUGUGCAGCUUGUGCAAGCGGGAUGGACAUCUGAAGAAAGACUGUCCGGAGGAUUUCAAGAAAGUGCAGCUGGAUCCUUUGCCUCCAAUAACACCGGAGUUUCUCGGCGUCCUUAACAAAGUCUGUGAGCAGUGCUUCACUGACUUCGCCCCAGAUGAGCUGGAAGUGGGUGUUCGAGAGCACAUCCUUCAAGACCUGGAGACCUUUGUCAGACGACAGUUUGCAGGAGCGCAGCUACAACUGUUUGGAUCCUCCAAAAAUGGCUUUGGCUUCAGGCAGAGCGACCUAGACAUCUGUAUGGUGCUGGAGGGGCAGGAGACCAUAGAUGAUGUUGACUGCAUCAGCAUCAUUGAAAGCUUGGCGAGAAUGCUGAGGAAACACCCAGGCCUGAAAAACAUCCUGCCCAUCACUACAGCAAAAGUACCGAUUGUGAAGUUCUACCAUGUUCGCACCGGCCUGGAGGGAGACAUUAGCCUCUACAACACUCUGGCCCUGCACAACACACACCUGCUAGCUUCGUAUGCUGCCAUUGACAGGAGAGUGAAGAUCCUCUGUUACGUCAUGAAGGUUUUCGCCAAGAUGUGUGACAUCGGGGAUGCUUCACGUGGCAGUCUCUCCUCCUACGCUUACACCCUCAUGGUGCUGUUCUUUCUCCAGCAGAGAAACCCCCCAGUUAUCCCUGUGCUGCAAGAGAUUUAUGAUGGAAAGAAGAAGCCGGAGGUGCUAGUUGAUGGCUGGAACGUGUACUUCUUUGAUGAGUUAAAAACACUGCCCAGUCGCUGGCCACAGUGUGGGAUGAACACUGAGACGGUGGGGGAGCUGUGGCUCGGCCUGCUCCGCUUUUAUACAGAGGACUUCGACUUCAGAGAGCAUGUUAUCUGUCUCCGUCUGCACAGCUGCCUCACCACCUUCAACAAGCAGUGGACGUCCAAAUACAUCGUCAUUGAAGAUCCGUUCGACCUGAAUCAUAAUCUUGGUGCUGGUCUGUCCAGGAAAAUGACUAACUUCAUCAUGAAGGCUUUCAUCAACGGCAGAACAGUGUUUGGCACACCAGUCAAGGCAUUUCCUCCUGUGUACCCCAGUCAGAUGGAGUAUUUCUUUGAUCCUGAAGUUCUCACCGAGGGAGAAGUGGCUCCCAAUGACCGCUGUUGCCGCAUCUGUGGCAAGAUCGGCCACUUCAUGAAAGACUGCCCCAUGCGUAAGAAGUCCAAACACAGAAGGGACUCAGAGAGAAGGCCAGAGCACCUGCGAGACACAGCAGAGGACGGCAAGGAUCAGGUCAGACACAAGAGUGAGCACUGGAGGAAAAGGGACUCGCAGGAGGUGCGCUGCUGCUUCCUGUGUGGAUCAAGUACCCACAUCAAGAAGGACUGUCAGCUGUACAGAAGCCCUGCAGGUAACACCAGGAUGGACGGCUUUUCUUCCACCUCUUCAGCCCACUUGAGGAAUGUGAGAGAAAAGGAGAGACAGGGUUUACCUUUACAAGAAGACAAGAAGAGAAAACAGCAAAAUGUGAUAUUAACUCCACAAACAGGUAGUUUAGCCUGUAGAAAUGUGGGUCGCUCUGGUCACAGGAAGAGUCCAGUGGAAUGAGCAGCAGCUAUCGCACCACAAACCACAAGGUUCUCCUCUUGUCCAGGCAGACAGCAACCCAAACUCCAGAAACCAUUGAAUCUGAAUGGGACUGUUGGGCCAAUGGGAGCCUGUUAAAAGCCAAAGCCAGGACGCCUUGACUUGAAGCCAAAUAGGGCCUUUUUAUGUGUGUCCCCGCCCCCCCAAAGCUGUCCUCCGCUUUUUAAUGCUUUCAUUUUAACAAGAGAAGCCAUUAUGCACGCACCUCAUGUCUUUGUUUACCUGCACUGCCAGUCAAGGUUUUUUUUUUUUUUUUUUAUAAAAUGUAUUUGCAUACAUCUCUUAAAUCUCUUAAAUAAGAACAUGUAAGUAUUUGAGUUUCUCACAUAACUAAUAGUUGAUUGCUGAUAAAUCCUGAUCACCAUGAUGAGGUUUAUUUUGCAGUCAACAUACUAUACAUUUGUCUAAUGCUUGACGUUAACCUUUUUUGACACUAUUGGGUCAACUGUCCUCUCAGUGAGGUAAAACAAAGUUUUCGUAAACACUGCUACAGCUGUAAGAUAAAUGGACCUGUUGUCUGCUAUUUUAAGUGACUUGACGUCAGUUAGUUAUUAAGAUUAAGGCCGUUUCAAAUUAAUCCAAGAAGUCACAUUGGUUAAUUUAUUCCUUAUUUCAUAUUAACAAGGUUAUUAGGAUCAAUUUCCAAUUCUGUUUCUUGAGAUUUAACCCAAAAAAUUACAAUAUAGGUUGUGCAAAAACCUUUGACUGGCAGUGUACAUAAUGGCCAGGAUCUUUUAUUUUAUUUUAUUGAAUUUCUUUUAAAACCUGUUUUAAUUUGUCCUGCACUGAUGUCCAUCAGUCUGUCUCUCCUUCAGCCUUGAAAGCAGCUCUACCUAUAGUAAGUUUGUGUGUCGCUGUUGGACAAACAACCCUGUAGAUAUUUUUCCAGGAUCAUAGUUUUAUUUUUGGUGACUGCUGAUCCACCCCUAUUACAUUGAUACAUGCCCUUCAACUGCCUGUGUGUGAACAGAAGAACAGUAAAAUUGUACUGUCCUCUGCUAACCCUAACCUUUAUGGGUCUCCACACAUGCAAGGAAGUGAGUUGAGAGUUGGACAAAAAGUGUCACUCAGUGGUAAGGUUUUAAAAAAACAAUGAACUGGUUCAACUGAGAGUGUACACUGCUGCAAACACUGUUCACUUACUCCUAAACUAGAGGUAAUCUCAGUUUGUUCAGUGAAGAGAUAAAUGUAUUUAUUUUCCACAAAGGCUUCAUUUUGUUGUAUUGGUGCCACAGAUUGGUAGCUGCACUGUGUGAGGGUACACACCCUUUAAUUAUGUUGCUGCUAGUUUAAUGUCUCAAAAUCCUGCUUAUCAUUCAACUUCAAAUAUGGACUGUCUGGCUUUAUUGUUGUCCUAUUAUGGCUGACUUUUAUUAAAAGAAAUGUGUUGUUGGUGGUAUUGUAAUCAAAAUUUCUCAUUUUAAAGUAGCUUUGUUUUGUUUUGCAUUUCUUUUGUUGGACUCAAAUGACAGGUUUAGUUUGUUAAGGAACCCCCAUCCUGCCAGGAAAAGUUGGCUUGCAAUCCAUUUUGUGUCUCAAAAAAUUCAUUAAACUAAAAUCCAAUCCCAGUGUGGAAUA
Molecule: messenger RNA, 5691 nt
Organism: Cottoperca gobio
Lineage: Eukaryota; Metazoa; Chordata; Actinopteri; Perciformes; Bovichtidae
Gene: tut7
Product: terminal uridylyl transferase 7
Exons: 29
Coding region: 145-4074 (1309 amino acids)
Molecular function (GO): zinc ion binding; RNA uridylyltransferase activity; nucleic acid binding
Source: RefSeq, a predicted model, not a curated record